Messenger RNA from Melanaphis sacchari, 1563 nucleotides. Its product is annotated as 5-hydroxytryptamine receptor 2B-like. The record is from RefSeq and is a predicted model, not a curated record. Lineage: Eukaryota; Metazoa; Arthropoda; Insecta; Hemiptera; Aphididae. The coding region runs from base 1 to 1563 and encodes 520 amino acids. Gene Ontology annotation, biological process: chemical synaptic transmission; G protein-coupled receptor signaling pathway, coupled to cyclic nucleotide second messenger. Gene Ontology annotation, molecular function: neurotransmitter receptor activity; G protein-coupled serotonin receptor activity. The transcript has 5 exons. Gene Ontology annotation, cellular component: dendrite; membrane.
AUGUUUGGAAUGUUCGAGUUUGAAGUAUUUGAUUUAGAGUGGGUACUUAUUAAUUUCCCACGAACUUGUUUUGAAUUGUCUCACGAAGUAGAAGCGGCGUCACCGCGGUGGACGCGGCGCACGCGCACGGUGUACACCAGCAAUAGCGGCCGCGGUGGUGUGGCCGACGGCGUCGCGGUGGUGAUCGGCAACGACACCGCGGCCGGGCCCACGUCACCGCUGCUGCAGACGGCCACGCCGCCGACGCCGCCGCUGAUCGUCGGUCAAACAAACGUCACCGGCGGUGGCGGUAGCGGCGGCGGCGGCGGCGGAGGCGGUGAGGGCCCGUUGUACGACGGCUACUGGUGGUGGGCCCUGCUGGCCGUGUUCCUGGUGCUGGCCACGGCCGCCGGCAACAUACUCGUGUGCCUCGCCAUCGCGUGGGAACGCCGCCUGCAGAACGUCACCAAUUACUUCCUCAUGUCGCUGGCCGUCACCGAUCUCAUGGUCGCCGUGCUCGUCAUGCCCGUCGGCAUACUCACGCUGGUCAAAGGAGUGUUCCCGUUGGCCCCAGUGUAUUGUCUGGCGUGGAUAUGUUUGGACGUGUUGUUUUGUACCGCAAGUAUAAUGCACUUGUGCACGAUCAGCGUAGACCGGUACUUGAGCCUGAGAUAUCCGAUGAAAUUUGGUCGGAACAAAACGCGACGAAGGGUGAUUCUAAAGAUCGUGUUUGUGUGGUUGUUGUCGAUAGCGAUGAGUUUGCCCCUGAGCCUCAUGUACUCAAAAGAUUUCAAUUCGGUGCUAGUAAAUGGUUCUUGUCAAAUACCCGAUCCAUUGUAUAAACUAAUUGGAUCGAUAGUGAGUUUUUACAUUCCACUUGGCGUUAUGAUACUAACGUACACGCUGACCGUUCGACAUUUGGCUGCGAAGAGGCAAAAUUUACAAACAGGCUUCACGCAUAAUUCGAAUCAAAACAACACGAGGAGGAGUUGGCGGCGUAUGCUACGCCGGAACUAUCGGAGGACACGGUCGGACGAGACGGACGUUCGGUCGGCGAUUGGCGAAGAGCUGACCGGCGUGAUGGCGUCGUCAAUAGACGGCGGCGGCCGGAAGCAAAAGGGUCGCAGCGAUUCGACGGCCGGACCAAGCGCUAUGAAGACCGGUACCGGAAACGGUGCACCGUCAUCAGGUUCGCAAUCCACGGCCGCGGCUGAAGACGACAGCGGUGCCGCUGACAGCGUGGACAACAGUCCACGGUUCGGUCACCAUCAUAACCAUCAUCACCGUCACCAUCACCGGGCGGUGACGCCCAACACAAGUUGUCGGAGCACGCCGCGGCCCUUCCGGCACAACCCUUCGGUUGGGUCGACCGACACGGAAAUGACGUCGCUGGAUGCCCGCGAACUGUGGCUGCCCGACACCGAACCCACGCCGUCCACCAUGUCGGCACUACACCAGUUCGGCGCGGAAAUGCUGCGGCUGUCUCGGGGCCUGGAAAAAGUAGCCUCGCCCGAUUCCAAGCCCACAUCCCCCGACACGUCCAGGUCGGUGUUUAUCCGUCGUACUAUCGUUGUUAUAACCUAA